AGCUCUGACUUCCGGCGGCUUUUUGAGGCGGUCCUUCUAGCGGCCUCAUAGUGUUUUUGUUGCCUUUUCUUACCCUACAAUAGCUUCGUUGUCUUUCUUCCUACGACCAAGUUUCGCUUUACCCUGGCGAGGCGGCGGGCGGGUUCUGCUUCUCAGCCGUCCCGGGGACCCCUCGCUGGCGGAGGGCCGGUUCCCGGGAACCGCACGCGCACCGCUUUCUCCUCGUCCUCCUCCUGGUUCCAGGCGCGGGGACAGAGAGUCGCCUCCCCCGCUCCUCGGAGCGGCGGCGGCGGUGCUGCCUCCGGACUGCACUUGCGAAGAGAGCUUGGGGAGGAGCGAUAACGAUUUCGGUCCUGGGAAUUGAGUGGUACUUUAUCUUCACGUGCUGUAGUAGUACAAAAUGUCAAAAAUUAGAAGGAAGGUCACAGUGGAAAAUACCAAGACCAUAUCUGAUAGCACAUCCCGAAGACCCAGUGUGUUUGAGAGGCUUGGACCCAGCACUGGCAGUACACCAGAGACACAGUGCCGUAACUGGCUGAAGACUGGCAGCUGCCUCUAUGGAAACACAUGUAGAUUCAUACAUGGCCCUUCACCUCGCGGUAAAGGUUAUAGCAGCAAUUAUAGAAGGUCACCAGAAAGACCUACAGGGGAUCUUAGAGAAAGAAUGAAGAACAAGCGCCAAGACGUGGACACUGAGUCCCAGAAACGAAAUACAGAGGAGUCAUCCUCGCCUGUUAGGAAAGAAUCUUCAAGAGGGAGACAUAGGGAAAAGGAAGACAUAAAAAUCACUAAGGAGAGAACUCCAGAAAGUGAAGAAGAAAAUGUAGAAUGGGAAACUAAUAGAGAUGAGGAAUGCACAGUUCAUGUGUACAACUCAGUGGAUUUUCACAAACUGAACACAUGUAGAAACAUCACCCAAAUCAAUUCUGACAAUGGAGAUAUUAAUUAUGAUUAUGUUCAUGAAUUGUCAUUGGAAAUGAAACGUCAGAAGAUACAGAGGGAAUUAAUGAAGCUGGAGCAAGAAAACAUGGAGAAGAGAGAAGAGAUUAUCAUUAAAAAGGAGGUUUCACCAGAAGUGGUUAGAUCAAAAUUGUCCCCAUCACCUUCUCUAAGAAAGUCUAGCAAAUCUCCAAAGCGGAAGUCAAGCCCGAAGUCAUCUUCAGCCAGCAAGAAAGACAGGAAGACAUCUGCAGUACCUUCUCCCCUGUUGGACCAGCAGAGAAAUUCAAAAAGCAACCAAAGUAAAAAGAAAGGACCACGUACUCCUAGUCCACCCCCUCCUGUACCAGAAGAUAUUGCUCUGGGGAAAAAAUACAAAGAAAAAUAUAAAGUAAAAGACAGGAUAGAAGAAAAACCAAGAGAUGGAAAAGACAGAGGACGAGAUUUUGAAAGACAAAGAGAAAAAAGAGACAAGCCACGGUCUACUUCCCCAGCAGGACAGCAUCAUUCUCCUAUAUCUUCUAGACAUCACUCAUCUUCCUCACAAUCGGGAUCAUCUAUUCAAAGACAUUCUCCUUCUCCUCGUCGAAAAAGAACUCCUUCACCAUCUUAUCAGCGGACACUAACUCCACCUUUACGACGCUCUGCCUCUCCUUAUCCUUCACAUUCUUUGUCUUCUCCUCAGAGAAAGCAGAGUCCUCCAAGACAUCGCUCUCCAAUGCGAGAGAAAGGGAGACAUGAUCAUGAACGAACUUCACAGUCUCAUGAUCGACGUCAUGAGAGGAGGGAAGAGACUAGGGGCAAACGAGACAGAGAAAAGGACUCAAGAGAAGAACGAGAGUAUGAACAGGAUCAGAGCUCCUCUAGAGACCACAGAGAUGACAGAGAACCUCGAGAUGGUCGGGAUCGGAGAGAUGCCAGAGAUACUAGGGAGCGAAGGGAACUAAGAGACUCCAGAGACAUUCGGGAUUCAAGGGAGAUGAGGGAUUAUAGCAGAGAUGCCAAAGAGAACCGUGAUCCCAGAGAUUCUCGGUCCACUCGUGAUGCCCACGACUACAGGGACCGUGAAGGUCGAGACACUCAUCGAAAGGAGGAGACAUACCCAGAAGAAUCCCGGAGUUAUGGCCGAAACCAUUUGAGAGAAGAAAGUUCUCGUAAUGAAAUAAGGAAUGAGUCCAGAAAUGAGUCUCGAAGUGAAAUUAGGAAUGACCGAAUGGGCAGAAGUAGGGGGAGAGUUCCUGAGUUACCUGAGAAGGGAAGUCGAGGCUCAAGAGGUUCUCAAAUUGAUAGUCACAGUAGUAAUAGCAACUAUCAUGACAGCUGGGAAACUCGAAGUAGCUAUCCUGAAAGAGACAGAUAUCCCGAAAGAGACAACAGAGAUCAAGCAAGGGAUUCUUCUUUUGAGAGAAGACAUGGAGAGCGAGACCGUCGUGACAACAGAGAAAGAGCUCCUAUGUUCUACACCUCCUGCUGCCCCUAUCCUUUGCCACCAGUGUUCUCAGGUCCUGCUGGGGGGACAGAGAAGAUCAGAGAUCAAAGACCAAGCUCACCAAUUCGACAUCAGGGAAGGAAUGACGAGCUUGAGCGUGAUGAAAGAAGAGAGGAACGAAGAGUAGACAGAGUGGAUGACAGAAGAGAUGAAAGGGCUAGAGAGAGAGAUCGGGAACGAGAACGAGACAGGGAGCGGGAGAGAGAGAGGGAACGUGAACGGGAUCGGGAAAGAGAAAAAGAGAGAGAACUAGAAAGAGAGCGUGCUAGGGAACGGGAGAGAGAAAGAGAAAAAGAGAGAGAUCGUGAAAGGGAUAGAGACCGAGACCAUGAUCGAGAGCGGGAAAGAGAGAGGGAGCGAGACAGAGAAAAAGAACGGGAGCGAGAAAGAGAAGAAAGAGAGAGGGAGAGAGAGCGAGAACGGGAGAGAGAGCGAGAGCGAGAACGGGAACGAGAAAGAGCUAGAGAAAGGGAUAAAGAACGAGAGCGCCAGAGGGACUGGGAAGACAAAGACAAAGGACGAGAUGACCGCAGGGAAAAGCGAGAGGAGAUCCGAGAAGACAGGAAUCCAAGAGACGGACACGAUGAAAGGAAAUCAAAGAAGCGCUAUAGAAAUGAAGGGAGUCCCAGCCCUAGACAGUCCCCAAAACGCCGCCGUGAACACUCUCCGGACAGCGAUGCCUACAACAGCGGAGAUGAUAAAAAUGACAAACAUAGACUCUUGAGUCAAGUUGUACGGCCUCAAGAAUCUCGUUCUCUUAGUCCCUCGCACCUCACAGAAGACAGACAGGGUAGAUGGAAAGAGGAGGAUCGUAAACCAGAAAGGAAAGAGAGUUCAAGGCGCUAUGAAGAACAGGAAGUCAAGGAAAAAGUUUCUUCCAUAGAUAAACAGAGAGAACAGGCAGAAAUCCUGGAAAACUCAAGAAUGCGUGCACAGGACAUUAUAGGACAUCACCAGUCUGAAGAUCGAGAGACAUCUGAUCGAGCUCAUGAUGAAAACAAGAAGAAAGCAAAAAUUCAAAAGAAACCGAUUAAGAAAAAGAAAGAGGAUGAUAUUGGAAUAGAGAGGGGUAACAUAGAGACAACAUCUGAAGAGGGUCACGUAUUUUCACCCAAAAAAGGACAGAAAAAGAAAAGCAUUGAAAAAAAACGUAAAAAAUCCAAAGGUGAUUCUGAUAUUUCUGAUGAAGAAGCAGCCCAGCAAAGUAAGAAGAAAAGAGGCCCACGGACUCCCCCUAUAACAACUAAAGAGGAAUUGGUUGAAAUUUGCAAUGGUAAGAAUGGUAUUCUAGAGGACCCUCAGAAAAAAGAAGAUACAGCAUUCAGUGACUGGUCUGAUGAGGAUGUGCCUGACCGUACAGAGGUGACAGAAGAGCAUGCUGCCACCGCAGCUACUCCUGGUAGUACCCCUUCUCCUCUGUCUUCUCUUCUUCCUCCUCCACCACCUGUGGCUACCGCCACUACUGCAACUGCGCCUGCAACUCUUGCCACGACUGCUGCUGCCGCCACCUCCUUCAGUACCUCUGCCAUCACCAUUUCCACCUCUGCCAUCCCCCCCAAUACCACCAAUAAUACUUUUGCCAAUGAAGACUCACACAGAAAAUGCCACAGAACACGAGUGGAAAAAGUAGAGGCACCUCACGUGACUAUAGAAGAUGCAUCGCAUCGCAAGCCUGUGGAUCAAAAGCGGAGCAGCAGCCUCGGGAGCAAUCGGAGUAAUCGUAGUCAUACGUCUGGUCGUCUGCGCUCCCCAUCCAAUGAUUCUGCCCAUCGAAGUGGAGAUGAUCAAAGUGGUCGAAAGAGAGUCCUGCACAGUGGCUCAAGAGAUAGAGAAAAAACCAAAAGCCUGGAAAUCACAGGAGAGAGAAAAUCUAGGAUUGAUCAGUUAAAGCGUGGAGAACCCAGUCGAAGUACUUCUUCAGAUCGCCAGGAUUCAAGAAGUCAUAGUUCAAGAAGAAGUUCUCCAGAGUCAGAUCGACAGGUCCAUUCAAGAUCUGGGUCAUUUGAUAGCAGAGACAGGCUUCAAGAACGAGAUCGAUAUGAACAUGAUAGAGAGCGGGAGAGAGAGAGGAGAGAUACGAGGCAGAGAGAAUGGGACCGAGAUGCCGAUAAAGAUUGGCCACGCAACAGGGAUCGAGAUAGAUUGCGAGAACGAGAACGAGAGAGAGAACGAGACAAAAGGAGAGACUUGGAUAGGGAGAGAGAGAGACUGGUUUCUGAUUCCGUUGAAAGAGACAGGGACAGAGACAGAGACAGAACUUUCGAGAGUUCUCAGAUAGAGUCUGUGAAACGCUGUGAAGCAAAACUGGAAGCUGAACAUGAAAGGGAUCUAGAAGGCACUUGCCGAGACUCUGUAGCCUUGGAUAAAGAGAGAAUGGAUAAAGAUCUGGGAUCUGUGCAGGGAUUUGAAGAUAUAAAUAAAUCCGAGAGAACUGAGAGCCUGGAAGCAGGAGAUGAUGAGUCCAAGUUAGAUGAUGCACAUUCAUUAGGCUCUGGUGCUGGAGAAGGAUACGAGCCAAUCAGUGAUGAUGAGCUAGAUGAAAUUCUGGCAGGUGAUGCAGAAAAGAGGGAGGACCAACAGGAUGAGGAGAAGAUGCCAGAUCCCUUGGAUGUGAUAGACGUGGACUGGUCUGGUCUUAUGCCAAAGCAUCCAAAAGAACCACGGGAGCCUGGGGCUGCACUCUUAAAAUUCACACCUGGAGCUGUUAUGCUAAGAGUUGGGAUUUCUAAAAAGUUAGCAGGUUCUGAACUCUUUGCCAAAGUCAAAGAAACAUGCCAGAGACUUUUAGAAAAACCCAAAGAUGGAGACAGUCUCUUUGAACAUGAAUUGGGGGCUCUCAAUAUGGCUGCAUUACUACGAAAAGAAGAAAGAGCAAGUCUUCUUAGUAAUCUCGGACCAUGUUGUAAGGCAUUAUGCUUCAGACGGGAUUCUGCAAUUCGAAAGCAGCUUGUUAAAAAUGAGAAGGGCACAGUAAAACAAGCAUACACGAAUGCUCCAGUGGUAGACAAUGAAUUAUUACGACUGAGUCUUCGGUUAUUUAAGCGGAAGACUACUUGCCAUGCCCCAGGACAUGAAAAGACUGAAGAUAACAAACUCUCACAGUCCAGUAUCCAGCAGGAACUGUGUGUGUCUUAAGACUGAAGCUCAGUAUGGUAUUUCUGUUACUGUCUUCCGUCAGCAAAGUUAUUUGGUUUGACAAGCGUCAUUAGUGACACAGGCAGAAAAGAUUUAUCAGCCACGCUAAAAGAGUGAAGAAUUUUGAUCUUUAGAGACACUGGUUUUGGCUAACUUGAGAUUUUACAUUAAUUUUUACAUAGUCCUUGACACUCAUGCAAAAUAAUGUGAAAACAUCUAGAUUUAAUAGUUUAUUCUGCGCCUUUUGUUAAAACUGAAGAUUUUGGAAAACGGUUGUCACUGCUCUUCCAGCCUACGAAUAUUUUUGUGAAAUUGAACCGGUGAUUUAUGCUGGAUCAUCCAUACAGAAGCAACAAUUUUAUUCAAAAACAGUGUGUUCAUCAAAGGAGUUGCUCACAUGGUGCAACACCGCGCUGUGCAGACCGUGGGAAAGGGAAUGCUGGUACAGCUAGCCUGGUGUGUUUCUAGGGGAAUCUCUAGCAGAAAGGAGCCAAAAUAGUUUUUUCCCUUUGAAAGUCUUUUAAAAAUUAUUUCAUGGGUCUUUUUUUUAAAAAACAUUGAUAUGUGUGCAUUGUUACAAUGUAUGUUAGAUGUCUUUUGACUCUAAAUGCUUUUUUUGUUGUCAGAGAGUGUGUACUAUUUUUAUUUUUAAUAAACGUAACUUCCCUUUCCUUGUUUUAGAUUUUACUUUGCUCUUCAUUAAUCUUGUUCCUGAUGUUCUCAAACAUUAGUGACCAACAUUACAGUUUCAUACUUCAGAUGUUUUACUGCUUGUGUCCUUAUUGUUGGAUUACUUUAAACAGAGUUGAUGUACUUCAAAUAUAGCUCAUUAAUACUUAAGGCAUCUUGUUAGAAUGUGGCUUUUGAAGAAAAAAAAAUACUCAAAGCAAACCGAGAGUUAACAAAUCUAACGUAACCUGAGGUUUAAUAGUCUACUAUCAUAUUUGUUAGAGCUAUAAUUUUUGAUUAUAUUAAACUGCCUCCAGCUGUACUAUGUAAAGCAGAUUUACUUUUAAAAAUUACAGUGUGUAAUUUGUUCUGUAUGUAUAUGUUUAACUCAUGAAGUGGACUCUUAGAAGGAUUUGAAAUGGACUCUGGCCACAGAAAUUGUGGGCAGACAGUAGUAGUGAUAAUAAUAAAAGAAGCCAAUCAAAAUUCAAAUUUA
This is a messenger RNA of Callithrix jacchus (white-tufted-ear marmoset), 6728 nucleotides long. It is a transcript of the gene ZC3H13, whose product is annotated as zinc finger CCCH-type containing 13. Gene Ontology annotation, cellular component: nuclear speck. The record is from RefSeq and is a predicted model, not a curated record. Gene Ontology annotation, molecular function: metal ion binding. Lineage: Eukaryota; Metazoa; Chordata; Mammalia; Primates; Cebidae.